This is a messenger RNA of Mangifera indica (mango), 3034 nucleotides long. RefSeq lists its product as uncharacterized. The record is from RefSeq and is a predicted model, not a curated record. The transcript has a single exon. Bases 1755 to 2402 code for a protein of 215 amino acids. NCBI's taxonomy places the organism in Eukaryota, Viridiplantae, Streptophyta, Magnoliopsida, Sapindales, Anacardiaceae.
UUCUCAACUUUUUUAUUAUUGCAGAGUCUUGCAGAGCAUGAUUUAGGGAGACUAAAGUAGAGUCUCUUUGGUUUAAAAUUAAAAACGAAGUAUAUUGCUUUCCCUGUAGAAUAUUUCUUUUUGUAACUUCUUGUGUGAUUUUACUUCAAGCUGUGAUGAAAAAUGCACUACUCUAUAGUAGCGACUGUUACAUAACUGUAAUCUCAGAACUGUGAAUUUUUAAAGCCAGGUUCUUCUAUUCUUGGUGUGAUUAAGAUUUCUUAAUUGUCUUCUAGACUGCAGAAUUUUUGUUGCAGUCCAUAUCUUCAAUUGUUUAGUUCAAUUAAGAUCAUUUUAAGACUGACUUUCCAACCCAACGACCAUUGCCAAUUGACAAGUCCCUCCAAAUUGGCUGUCUCUGUUUUCUAUAAUUAGUGGGUAGAGUUUUUCAUUGCGAAGCAUUGUCGUAUUCAUUUAAUAAGUGCUUCCUUGGGAUUUUUUUUUUAAUAUACUUAGUUAUUCUUUCUUUCUUUGAGAAGGACAAAUACCAGGAACUUGAUCAACAACUACUGGAUUAUAUGAGUGAGAACUACAAUAUAUGCUGUUAUAACACUUGUUAGCUCACUAAAUAACUUCCUCACAAAUCACACAACCUUCUUUCUUUCCAUUAUGCUACCACAUUGCUCUUCUAUAACUAUUUUGCCUUGAUAUGCUUGUUGUCCUUUUUUCUCUUUGACGUGUCUUUCUAUUGCUUCUGGAAAUAUGAACAUUGAGAGGCCUAAGAUUACCUUAUUCUCAAGGCGAAAAUCUGGAAAUGUGAUAGAAGAGUCAAGCUCUGAAUUGCGAUAUGAUUGCCCAUAUAGUUCAUACAAGAUCAAUGGUAAAACAAGCUCCAAUGCCUUAAGUGACUUCAAAAGUGCAAUCUACAGUCCUCAACAAACUUUAUAACCAUUAGAAGCAUCAGUAAAAAAUCUUGCUGAAAGAAUAGUUGGGGUCACCAAAGCUUCUUCAAGGGCCUUGCUUUGAUUUAUGGUUGGACUCUCAAGAUUAUUUUUUCUCAAUUUAUUCAUAAUUGUUACAGAAUCUGUAAAUAUGUGCAUUAGUGGAUAUAGAGCUUAAUUAUAGGAAUUAAGUAUGGUAGACGCUGAUUUUAGGAUCUCAAUUAUAGGAAUCAAAUAUUCUGUUUCCUACUCUAGAAUACCUAAUGUGUAUAUAUAAACGUAUCUCUAUAAUAGUAAAGAUAUGAAUAAAAAUAUACUCUGAAUUUCAGUUUCUACAUUGUAUCAGAGCCCGGUUUGCCCUAGUGUGCAAAUUCGGAAAUUUCGUAGCCCUAGAGAGCAAUUUCGUAGUUCACCGGUGUAGAGUGGCCAUUAGUUCUCAUCGCCACCCUAGAAAGGAGCGCGCUUCGCCGAUCGUCAAUUUCCCAGAAUUCGGCCACCGGAAGCUGAGCACGUGACCUACACGCGCCGCCUGUUCCUUCUGAAAACGAACACUCAGAUCUCCUUUUCUGUGGCGCGUUGAUUCUCACCAUCGGCACAGUCAGACUCAGAUGACGCCGAUCGUUCAAAUCCUCAAUCUUCCAUCGCAUUUCGCCGUCGCAAGCGUCGUUGCCGGAACAGUCGCUGUUGACGAAUCUCUCUUUCUGACCAGGAUUUCGCUUCUUUUUCACUGUUCUGUGUCGCCUGUGCAGUGUUUUUCGGAUCUUAGUUACUGCAGAAUCAAUUUGUGCAAGGGUUUUUUGCUAUUUAUUUUAUUUGGUUGUGUUGAGUACUAUUAUGGCAGAUAUUAAACCUAUAACCAUGGCAGAAAUGGUUCCUGUAAUGUCAAAAAUCACUGAACACAAGCUUAAUGGUUCUAAUUAUUUGGAAUGGAGUAAAACGGUUCGAUUGUACUUGUUGAGUCUGGAGAAAGAUGAUCACCUUACACAAGCUCCUCCUACGGAUGGCACUAGACAAGUAUGGCUGCGAGAUGAUGCUCGAUUAUUUUUGCAGAUCCGAAAUUCUAUUGGAAGUGAGGUAGUCAGUUUAAUUAAUCACUGUGAAUUGGUUAAGGAGAUAAUGAAAUAUUUAGAUUUUUUGUAUUCUGGAAGAGGUAAUCUUUCUCGUAUAUAUGAGGUGUGCAAAGCUUUCUAUCGUGUAGAAAAACAAGACAGAACCAUCACAUCUUAUUUUAUGGAUUUGAAAAGAACUUAUGAAGAACUUAAUAUGUUGUUACCUUUUAGUCCUGAUAUGAAGGUUCAGCAAGCUCAACGAGAACAAAUGGCCAUCAUGAGCUUUCUAGCUGGUCUUCCAUCUGAGUUCGAAACUGCCAAAUCUCAGAUAUUUGCUAGUCUUGAAAUUUCAUCUUUGUAUGACACAUUUACUAGGGUACUUCGUACAGAAAGCACCCCAUCAUUUCAGAGUAACAGUGCUUUUAUUAGUUGAAGUGGUGUAUUUGAAACUGGACGCUCAUGUAAUAAGAAUAGAGGAGGGAGCAGCAGCAACCGUGAAAAAGUUAUUGAUCGUAAUCAUGAGUCAGGAGGGAUUGUGUGCUAUUACUGUCACGAGCCAGCCCAUACAAAGCGUACUUGUAGGAAGUUGUAGAAUCGGGCUUCAAAAUCCUAGUUAGCACAUGUUGCAGCGACCAAUAUUGCUACCAAUUCAUUAUCUGGAGAGACUAUUAUGAUUUUUGCAGAUGAGUAUGCCAAGUUCUCCCAGUACCAAGAAUCACUAAAGUUUUCAUCAACUUCUAUCACUACCAGUGCUGAGUCAGGUAAACCAAAUACAUGUCUUGUUUCCUCCUCAUCCAAGUGGGUCAUUGAUUCUGGUGCUACAGAUCAUAUGACAGGUAAUCCUAAUCUCUUUUCAACUUUUCAGUCAUUUGCAUCCCCUUCUAAUGUUACGUUAGCAGAUGGAUCAACGUCAUCUGUUCUUGGUUUUGGAACUGUUAAUCUAACUCCAUCAAUUUCAUUGUCAUCUGUUUGAGUUUACCACAGUUUUCCUUUAAUUUAAUUUCAGUGAGUAAACUCACUCGUGCGCUUAACUGUUGUGUCUCAUUCUUUCCUGAUCAUUGUUUA